This is a messenger RNA of Betta splendens (Siamese fighting fish), 5169 nucleotides long. RefSeq names its product endoglin (gene eng). NCBI's taxonomy places the organism in Eukaryota, Metazoa, Chordata, Actinopteri, Anabantiformes, Osphronemidae. The transcript is spliced from 14 exons. Bases 320 to 2008 code for a protein of 562 amino acids. The record is from RefSeq and is a predicted model, not a curated record.
CAGGACAAAGCCUGACACAUGCAGGAACAGGCCGGGGGGAGGGAAGGGGGAGGGAGGGAGGGAGGGGAGGCAGCCGGAGUCAGUCUGCGCCGCCCAGGCGGCACAAAAGUUUGUUACGGCGCUGGAUGCGGUCACAGCCACAUCCUCGAAGUCCAGAGGAACCGGGUCCAGCUCUCCAGCGUCAUCAAAAGUCUUUGGAGAUUGCAAUUUCUGCCCCAGUCGCCUCUGCUCUGCCGCUGCAGCACAGUCCAGGCAUCUUCGCACCCUUCGAGACCCAGACUCGGCCUCCAGCAGCUCCCGGAACGGAAACUUAGCAGCGAUGGAGGGUCACGUGCGGUUCGCUUUGCUCCUGUGCGCCGCCAUUGCAGCCUCUGCCUCAGGUCAGACGUGUGAGCCGAAGGUGGGGGCGACAAGUCCAUGGGUAAAAGUGAGAGAGAUGCUCAGCGGCUGCUGGACCGAUUUCAUCACCAGGGACGAGGCAGAAGUCCACAUCCUCAACCUGAAAUCUGACGAGAAUGCCGUUUUCUCUCUUCGGCUGAGCAGCGAGAAGCCGGUGAAGCUCAUCCUCACGUCGCCGUUGGCAGCUCACUGUCUAUACAACGUCAGCGCCAACGUAGCCAUUUAUAUUAGAAACAACUCCAAAAUUAAACUCCAUACGAAUGGCCACGGCGGAAAUCACAUCCAGGAGGACUUCCCCACUGGAGACGAGGCGCUGGUGGAGUGGGCGCGGCAGACGUUUGGGGGGGUGACUUCAUUCACCACGCUCCGAUACGCGCAAACCAUUGCAUUCACGGAGGCCACAAGAACCAAGCCUGGCUCUUCUCGCUGCGUCCUUGGACGUGAAGAUUCAUCAGAGAAGCACUUUAUGGAGGUUGACACCAAUCCAAUGGCUCCGUUGCUCAAGUCCUGCUCGCCACCGCAGCAGAGCGGCGCCGACGAGCCUGGAAUUCACAUCGUCAACAUCCCAGAGGACGCCAGCGUUCGCGACGUGGAACUUCACAUUGAGACGAAACCCAAAACGCAGCUGUUCCUAAGGGGCCCUAAUGGCACCACGUGGACCUUUCUCAACGCUCAACACACUCGCUUUGCUUCUAACAAUGACAUCACGCUGCCCACCAUCGCGACCAUCAAGCCUCGGUUCGAGGUCACCAGCGACAACGCGGCGGAUGUGCAGCGGAAAGCGUUGGAGCAGUUCAAGGCCAGCGCUUUCACCAGCUACACCGAGCUCAGGCUGGACGAGUCCACGGUCACGCUGCACCUGGAGAUCAGGGAAACCCUGACAGCUAGCGAAGCACCACCACAAACGGCCCCUCCCACUAAAGCCAAUGCUCCCAGUCAGAUGCCUCUGCUGAUGCAGCUGUACGCCUCCCCUGACUACCGUUCCCCCUUGGAUCCCAGCACCAAGCUGCAGUGUGACAAGCGCAUUUAUGCAGAGAUUUCAGGACACACCUUUGGAACCAUCGCCCUGACCAUCAAAGUGGCCAGCUGCGUCCUGCGCUCCAAGGGCUUGUGCUCCGCGGAGAAGGAGCUGCCCUUCAUUCCGGAGGCCUGCUCCUUGGGCGCCUGCCCCAACAGCACUCGGAUCAGCUUCUCCUUAGAGCAGCUCCAGGAGCCGGCGCCCACCAGAUGGGACCUGGAGUGCUCCGUCAAACUCUGCCACAGUGACCAUUGUGGCGAUGGAGGAAGAGUAAAGAGGAACCUGGAGGUCACACAGCCAUGUCGGCAAUCUCCACACUGCAUUGAAUUCGGCCUGCCUGAGGUUCUGGGCAUUGCAUUCGGAGGGUUCCUGAUUGGGGUGUUACUUAUUGGAGCUUUGUGGUUUAUCAAAAUUAAAACAGGCUACCCAGCUGGACUAGACAUGAGCUCAACCGCAGCAAGUCUCCCCGGAUGUCCCUGCUCAGGAGGGAAGCGACAACAAGUUUCUACCAACCCGUCCCCCUCUGAGAACAGCAGCGCCAACGCCAGCAUUGGCAGCACCCAGAGCACACCGACCAGCAGCAUGGCAUGAGAUUAUGGCUAAUUGCCACCACCAGCAAAGGCUACCAUCCCCCUCAAUAGGGAUUUAGUGUCCUUGGUUUCUUUAAUUAUGCUUAAAAAGCAUGUAUGCCCCCCCCCCCCGUCUCCUUUUAAUUUUGAUUAAAACGCUUACAUCUGUGACACACCGAGUUUGAGAUGGAUGUGAUCAGGGAGUGUAUGGGGAAGGUGGAGGGGGGGCUGGAUGACAAAUAACAAAAGUCUAAUUUGUGAUGCUCACCUCUGCAGCCUCUCUGUAAAGUCAAGCUCCUAGACAGGAAGUUAAAGAGAGCAGGGGGAAAAAAAUAAAUUGGCUCCAAGCAACAGGAAAAACAAACCAUAUCCCCCCAAGAGCUAACAGGAAAUUCACCGCAUUCCUUUCAAUGAAUUGUGCUUGUGUGAUGGCAGCACAAUAAUAGUUAGACAAGAGACAAAUCAGUCAAAAGACCGACUUUGAAAAACAGAUGAAAAGCGGUUUUGUAUUCACAGCUGAGCUACAAGAAAAAAUGCUGAGGCCUUUGGCUCGUUCGGUCAAAAACACCUCGGUGAGUGUUCGGAUCCUAAACAAGUCAAAGAAACGCUCACUUCAACGGGUGUUUGUCCUAAUUAGAGUUCAAGAUCAACGGUUACUGCUACCUCCUAUUGUUUGGAAGUCUAGUUUCAUCUUAAAACUAGAUUUCUCUUGUGAAUUGAUGUUAUUUUUUUUUUGCCUUUGUCAUUUUCUUCUUGAGUCACACUUGUAGCUGUUUGUAGCUAACAAAACCAAGUCAUGGUGCCGUUUUCAUGCUUUCCAGUAACUGCGUCAGGGCCAAACAUAGACGUUUCCCUCCAGUGUUUAUUGGAAGCUGCAGAGAAAAAUGCUGUACUUGAUUUCCUAACUGUCCAACAGAAGCCAUCUAUUUUUAUGAAUCAAAGGAAGCAAUUAAUUAUAAUUCAUUCAGUAGAAGUGUGUAUGCGUGAACAGUGUAUAACACUGCAUGUAAUAAUUAGACUUGUGUCCAAGUGAGGAAAUUAGCACUAAAAGGUUUCACCUUCACAUUUUAGAUCUCUUACUAUUAUAUGGACCUAAGUGACCUUCUUGCAGCUACACCCACAGGGUGGAGUUUCCCUAAAAUAGUGCGUCUAGAGGUUGAAUUCCAGUACUUUUCCUUGGCAGCAGCAUGCCUACACAUAUUCAGGAUUUCUUGAAUCAAACUGUAGCCAAGCCACUAAUGCUCAGAUGUUGUAAUUGGACUUCGGGACAGAAAUUGUUCGGCCUCUAAAGAAUGUUAUGAAUCACAGACACAUUCAGCCAUUUGACAAGCUGUCCUUGAUUCCUGCCGCCGAUUUGAAAAGUUGCCACCUUGAUGUGAAGGUACAGACGCAAGGCUGUAACAUUUUCUGCCGAAGCUGAUAUUGAGCGUGUUUAAUACAGGAGGACGUUACAUUUGUCUGCUCCUGAGACUCAGACAUGCAGAACGUAGGUGGAUUAAAAAAGAUCCCAGUUUGGAAAUGAACUGGCCAUUUCACAUGUCUCCAGCUGUACUGGAGUACAGUAUGAUGUAAUAAAAUACUAUAAUAUCAUGAUUCCUGCUUUCCAAAGGCCAUGUGCUAACACUAGACUGUCACUAUUGUGCAUGGAUGCACAGUGGGGACACACGAGGGCUACAACUGUAGAGAGACGGUUGAUCCGUGAAUCCACUGUUUGUUACAGUGUACAGAUGUAAAUGUAUUUAAUAUUUUUAUUGCCACUCUUUUACCUCUUUAUAAAAUUUUCCCCUAGCACACGUUGAGCCUUGUGAGUUGGCCAGCGACCCUUCAGCUGCUCAUCUGUUUGCGUCCAAACUGUGAUGUUAACACUUUUUACCCAUUUCCUGAUGCAUAUAUUCCAAUCGCUCACCCUCCUCCUCAUUUGGAUCGUUAAAUAAGUUAUUCAACUUUAACACUCACCGGAAAAAAAAAAACAGUUUUGAGACCAACUACUUUCCUCAAACGCUGCCCCAUUGUAUGUAUUUGAGCUACGUAGCCACUCUGUCCCAGUCCGUGUGUACAUGCAUGUUUUUCUGUGCAUGCCUGGUUGUCUUCAUGUAAACAGGGCCAGUACAAAUUGCCACUUCAGUGUUUGUGCAAUAUGAUGAGGUAAACUUGUAUGUUAUGUCUAUAUGUAUUUUGUUUUUGUAAGUAUUGUAGGAUAUUCUAACUUUGACCUACUUUGAACCCAUGUGUUAGAAUAAGUGUUAAUUCCUAAUGAAUGCACUUAUCAGAACGGUUCUGUGUAGCGAUCUGUGUUUUUGAUUGUCGUAUAGAUCCAACGUUUGAUAAUCUUCCAGUCACCCAUCAGUGCGUGUGUUGCGCCACGUGCGGUUUACUGGUUUUACCCCAGUUUGACUUCUGCUCUCCAACCCUAAGAUUCUCCUGCGAUGAAUCUCAGCAUAUCUCUGCUGCCUCUGACAUCCUGACAUUGUAUUCUCUCCAUUGUACUAUCUUCAGUGAAUGUGAAGGGGGAAGUGCGCUGUGAAAGACAAACUGUCUCGCCGGGAAGCAUCCCGCUUAAAUAUGCAACACUCUGGCAGUUUUUAAGGGAACAUCCAAAGUUAACAAAGUAAAAAAAAAAGCGCUGCAAGUAGUGAAAACUUUUUUUUUUACAUUUAAUUUUAUAAAAAUAGCAUUUUGCCAAAGUCAGGUAUUCUAUAGCUGUGUUGAAUCAGCUUGAGCACUGACAGAACAAUCAGACAUGCUGUCAGUUUAUUCGCUUAACCCUGCAGAUCCCUUCGUUACCUCUGACAACAGCUUCCUCCUCCACACACUCACUCACUCGCGGACACAUGCUGUACGCGGCACACGCACGGCAUCUUGUGUGUGCACCGGGUGUUCCUGUUUGUAGGUGAGCAGCAGUGUAACUGCCUACAUUUGUGUGAGUGAAUCCCUCCUUCCGUCUCCUAACAAUGCCCAAAUUCCUACCGAAGACUCUGAAGCCUGAACAUGUCAGACAUCGACAGUACUUCAGUUUUUUGCAGCAUCCCAUGCAGUUUUUUAUGCAACAGUCAGCAACCUUUUGCAAUUUAAAAUGGGCCAUUUGUUGAGACAGUACAUUACUGAUGAUAUGUAUUUUUAUCUUGUCUCUGAAGAAAUAUGUUUUUUUUCUGAAACAAUCUUAUAAAACUGAAUAUGAUAAGC